Messenger RNA from Vombatus ursinus (common wombat), 3073 nucleotides. RefSeq names its product BTB domain containing 18 (gene BTBD18). The transcript is spliced from 4 exons. NCBI's taxonomy places the organism in Eukaryota, Metazoa, Chordata, Mammalia, Diprotodontia, Vombatidae. Gene Ontology annotation, biological process: positive regulation of transcription elongation by RNA polymerase II. Gene Ontology annotation, molecular function: protein binding. The coding region runs from base 179 to 2344 and encodes 721 amino acids. The record is from RefSeq and is a predicted model, not a curated record.
CCUGCGGCCAUCGCCUGCACCUGCACGAUGUAAGCUGGGGGCCCCCCGCGUGGCCGCGACGUCGCUUUGACUUGAAUCCUAAGCCCCACCGACAGAGGAAGCUGCAUGUCGCGACAGGAGGCCUGCCAUUGCAGUACUUGAUUUGUGAACAGAGAGAAGUGUGUUUGGAGCUAUCAUCAUGUGCUCUCCUGAGAGCCCCAAAAUCCUUUACAGGAAUCCCAGGCUCCUCCGCUUAGCUUUUCUGCAGCUCCAUCACCAGCAGCAGAGUGGUGUAUUCUGUGAUGUUCUUUUGCAGGCAGAAGGUGAGGCAGUCCCAGCUCACUGCUGCAUCCUCUCAGCCUGCAGCCCCUUCUUCACUGAGCGCCUCCAACGGGAACGGCCGGCCCAGGGCCAAAAGGUGGUGUUAGAGCUGGGGGGCCUGAAGAUUGGGACUCUUCGAAAGCUAGUGGAUUUCCUCUACACUUCGGAGAUGGAAGUCUCCAGGGAAGAAGCCCAGGAUGUACUGUUAGCUGCCCGCCAGCUUCGAGUCUCAGAGCUGGAGUCACUGCAGCUAGAAGGUGGAAAGCUGGUUCGGGCAGCACAGGGCAGACGAUUAAAUCGGGAAUGCUUACAGCCCCCAAUCUCUGCCCGGGUGGUUGGACUCAGCCGCCCCCGAACUCCCCUGCCCCCUCCCCAGGCCGCCUGUUCCCCUGGGGCUGGGAAGCUGCAGCUCUCGGGAGAAGAGGAGGAUCCCCAGGAGGAAAGCAGAGGAGGAAACACAGAGAGCUUAUCAGAGAUGUCGAGCUCCUUUCCAGUCAAGGGGAAAACCAGGGUCUGCCCUCCCACACGAGCAGAAAGCUCUUCACCUAGGAACCAGGGUCAAGGGCCCAAGGAGAACAGGAGGGUGCCAGGCCCUGCAGCUGCUGAGCUUUUCCCACCCAGCCCCACUGUGGAGGAACCUCUGUUGCCCAGGAAGAUUAGGCUAAGCCGCUCAAAACUCUCCCCUGAUGUUUGUCCAGCUAAGUCCCUCAGUGCUGUAACAGGGCCCGGUUCGGCACCCACCCCACCCAGUCGCCGUCUCUGGAGGCAGAAGACUUUGAGCAAGGAGGUCACAGAAGAGGAGCAGGGACCAGGAAAAGCCAGCCUUCUGGAGGGGACCUCCAGUCCUUCCCUUCCACCCAAGAUGGGUGGGAAUAAGAAGCGGAGCCCUGAGGCUAGGGCACCUAGCUCAGACUCUGCAGAGGAAGGACAGGUUGGAAGGGUCAAGCUUCGGAAGAUUGUUAAUGGGAGCUGCUGGGAGGUGGUCCAGGAAUCUCCUUCCAGGGAUUCUGAAGACAGCCAACAGACCCCAGGGCCAGGGGGAGAAUCUGGAGAGGAGACUCGGGCGCCUGGGAUGGUCCUCAUGGAAGAAGAGGAGAAACCAUCUGUUGAAAUCAGUUUGUGCCCGUUGGAUCCCCCACCUUGUUCCAGGCUCCAGGAGACGCUGAUGCCUGCCAGUCAGUUUCCAGACCAGGCAGUGGUGAAGUCAGAAUUUCCAGACAUCCCCGAUAUGGUGGGGAAAGAAGCUCUGUUGGGUGGAGACUGCAGGGAGCCCUAUGAGUUUGUUCCCGCUUUGUUGGGUCAGCCUUGUGAGGCAGAGGAAUACCGAAUCACCAGCGCUGCCGCGACCAGUGAGCUAGAGGAAAUCUUGGACUUCAUGCUCUGUGAUUCAGACAUUGGCCCUUCAGUAGAUUCCCUGGAGAGUCCCAGGGCUGGAAACUCAAGGACCCCCACCUAUUCCCUGAGUGAGCCUGAAAAGAACUGGGUAGAAGGAGAAGAGUGGUGUUUACCAGAUGUGGAGCUGUGGCCAAGAGAAUUUGCUGAAUUAGAGGAGGAUUCGGUUAAAGUCAGAGAGGAUAAGGGAUCCGUGGAGCCUUUUAGCCCCCUUGUAGCCUCUAAUGUGAGUGAAGGGGAAGAACUAGCAGUGCCCACCACGUGGACUUCAGAGCCUGGAUCUACCAGCCCCCAACCAGAUGGGCAGGGAGAGAAAUUGCUCUGCACAGGGUCCCCUGUCCAUUUUCAUGCGCCUUAUGGAGACUUGUCACCUCCUUGCUCCAGCUGGGUGGACACUAGUUUUGGGAACCCCUCCGUCACUGAUGAUACACUCUACCCCGAAGGAGACCCAGUAGUGGCAUGUCCAGAGAUCAAGGAGGAGGAGCUUGAUAACUCAGAGAAGCUGAGAUUGUCCCCUGGUAGCCUAGAGGAAGAAGGGGAGAUUGAUGUAGUGGACUGGACAGCACAGGUUGGGCAGGUGCCUUUCCAUGGCCUCUCUGUGUGGCCUGACCCCUCCUCGGAAUCAGAAACGGAGGUGGACGUCUUGACGUAGUUGGGCUAUCUCAGCUGGGUGGAAAUUUCUCGCUGAGGCUAGCAAGAGCUCCAAUGGCAGUAGAGGUAGCAUGAAACUGAGCAUGUGAAUGAGGCAGGGACACUCCACUCCACCAGGGGCUCCUCUUUAAAGGGACCCACUCAUUGCCCACCUACCUUUUGCUCUGGGAAUCAGGUACAGGACGAGGAAUACGCUAGCCUGGGUAGGAAGUGAGUGCUGGCUCAUAGCCAUUUACUAAGAUGCAUUUCCAUCCGUAUUGAAGGGGGGAGGGGGGAAAGUAUUCUAAGUUACUUGGUGACAGCCCAUUUUGCCUUACUUUGGGAUAAAGAGGGGAACCCACAGCAUGUACUAUGCUCAUCAUUUUUCACAGAGCUAGAGUACAGGCCUCCUACCAGUGGCCUUCAUCAUGAAACAUGAGCUCGGUAGGGAUCCCUUAGUAACAGCUAAUCCAGAAAAGUGAGCUGGAGGGGUGGGCGGGCAGCUUAACCCAGAUUCUACAAGUUGGGAGGCAUAGGAAACAUCUUUCAGAGCAAAAAAGCCUACAGUCAGUCUGGCAGAGCAGAAGGAGGGGGGGGAGGGGGAUGGAACUAUGGAAAUGGCCCUAACCAGGAUCUUUCUAGUCCUUCUUCAUUGACAUUCUCAGGUCUUCACCCUCUGGUUGUCCAGAUCGCUCCCUGCAAACCCAGCGGGAGGCCAUUUCUUCACUUCCAGGAAGUGUGUUUAGGGGAG